AUGAAAAGAAAGCAAGAAACAAAAAACACCAAGAAAUUAUCUUCAUCAUCCAAUGAAGGACCAACAAAAAAGUUGAAGCAAUCCAACCUUCUCUCCCUAUUCAAGGCACCUUCAUCACCACCAGCCUCAUCGCAAUCCUCUACUGAUACUGACUCAUUGACAAUAGUAGAGGAGAGUAAAACCUUCUUGGGCACGAAUAAUAGCUAUGAAUUGAACAAGCAAUUUAAAUUCAUCAGCUGGAAUGUGAAUGGAAUAUCUGCCGUCUUUAGGAAGGAACCCAAUUAUUUGAAAAUGUUGGUAGAGAAGGAAGAACCUACUUGUCUUUGUUUGCAAGAGACUAAGCUUUCUGAAGAUGUAAAAUUAUCGGAAAUGGCACAAUAUAAAUUCAAGAAUUAUAUUGGACACUUUAACACUUCUAGGGCAAGAAAAGGAUACUCUGGUACUGCUUGUUUUGUUCUAAAGCAUGGUCCAAAAGUAUUGAAUGUCAAGUUUGGUAUUGGUAAGGAUAAGCAUGAUUUGGAGGGAAGAACUAUUACUGUUGAAUAUGAAGACUUUUAUUUGGUCAAUACUUAUUGUCCCAAUUCUGGACAAAAUCUCGAUCGAUUGGAAUAUAGAACAAAGGAAUGGGAUGUGGAUCUACUCAAAUACUUUGAAAAAUUGGAAAAGAAAAAGCCAAUCAUUUGGGGUGGUGAUCUUAAUGUUGCCAUUUCAGAGAUGGAUAUUCAUGAUCCUCUUACAUUAUCCAAAAGUCCUGGUUUUACAUUGGAAGAACGGCAAUCUUCUCCUCUCGUAACAAAGGCCUCACCUCCUUUUAUUGAUUCUUUCAGAUAUAAAAAUCCAUAUAAGAAACAAUACACAUACUAUGGUUACAUUAAUGACAUGAGAUUACAAAAGAAAGGAUGGAGAAUUGAUUAUUUUGUUUGUAGUAAUUCUCUAAAAGACAAGAUUGUAAAUUCUUACAUUCUUGAGGAAUACUUUGGCAGUGACCAUCUACCAAUUGGUUUAAUCAUUAAUAAGGAGUAG
This is a messenger RNA of Naegleria gruberi, 1023 nucleotides long. RefSeq lists its product as uncharacterized. Gene Ontology annotation, molecular function: phosphoric diester hydrolase activity; double-stranded DNA 3'-5' DNA exonuclease activity; DNA-(apurinic or apyrimidinic site) endonuclease activity. The record is from RefSeq and is a predicted model, not a curated record. Gene Ontology annotation, cellular component: nucleus. The coding region runs from base 1 to 1023 and encodes 340 amino acids. NCBI's taxonomy places the organism in Eukaryota, Heterolobosea, Eutetramitea, Acrasida, Naegleriidae. Gene Ontology annotation, biological process: base-excision repair. The transcript has 2 exons.